Molecule: messenger RNA, 268 nt
Organism: Tauraco erythrolophus (red-crested turaco)
Lineage: Eukaryota; Metazoa; Chordata; Aves; Musophagiformes; Musophagidae
Source: RefSeq, a predicted model, not a curated record
UGGAGUAGAAGCUAAGCAGCCCAACUCUGCCAUCAGGAAAUGUGUUAGAGUCCAGCUGAUUAAGAAUGGCAAAAAAAUAACAGCUUUUGUUCCCAAUGAUGGCUGCCUGAACUUCAUUGAGGAAAAUGAUGAAGUUCUGGUUGCUGGUUUCGGUCGGAAGGGUCAUGCUGUUGGUGACAUUCCUGGAGUUCGCUUCAAGGUUGUCAAAGUAGCCAAUGUUUCUCUGUUGGCCUUGUACAAGGGCAAGAAGGAGAGACCAAGGUCAUAA